AUGCACACACUAAGUCUCAUUCUCUUGUGCCUUUGCACACUUGCGGCCCUGGUCAACGGCUCUCCUGGGGGAAGAUGGCCUGUCGGCCUAGGCAUGAGCAAAUACGUUUGCUCUUUUCUCGGAGGCGCCGUUAUAAAUGUAAACCAGACCGAGACUACAGAGAAAGAAGAUAAGCUGCCCGCCAUACGCACUGUCUCCGCCGAGUGGAAUAUACCAUGGAGCAAGGCACCCGAAAAUGCAGACCUCAGCAAUCCCAACAACCGACAUUCUCUAGCACAAUGGGUCGGAAUUCUUGGGAACGGCUGUGAUAAUAAAGACUGGUACCCGUUUCUCCAAGCUGGGACGAAUAUCGAGAUGGACGAGAAUGGCACAACCGUUGCGGGUGCUUGGGUCGAGUGGUUUCCAGCCGGAGCCCACUUGAUCCCUAAGGAAGACUUCGCAGUCAGCCCUGGUGACCAGAUAAUCGUGGCAGUUAACGUAUACACUCGCAUAUCGGGCCAUGUAUACAUGAAGAACAUCCGUACCGGCCACGAAUAUGCAGCGGAAGUGGAAGCCGACUCGCCCGAGGACCCAAAGUUUCAAAUUUGCCUUGGCUCCGGUGUUGCUCAGUUCUUCCAGGAAUGGGACAUCGCGGAAGACAGAGCAGAUCUACCGGUCUUCAACAAUGUUACAUUUUCCGACAUGACAGCUAUCGAUCGCCGUGGUGAAUUUUAUGAUCUCACUUCGGGAACGGAGGACUAUUGGACCAUGAUCGAUGCGGGGAGGCAAGUUGCCAUACCGGAGGGAAUCAACAGCAAGAGUUUUGUAGUUUACUCCCCUCAGGGGAGAACGUGGAGUCCACGCGGCGGUCGGUAG
Daldinia vernicosa is the source of this 855-nucleotide messenger RNA. Its product is annotated as concanavalin A-like lectin/glucanase. The record is from RefSeq and is a predicted model, not a curated record. The transcript is spliced from 3 exons. NCBI's taxonomy places the organism in Eukaryota, Fungi, Ascomycota, Sordariomycetes, Xylariales, Hypoxylaceae. Bases 1 to 855 code for a protein of 284 amino acids. Gene Ontology annotation, molecular function: glutamic-type endopeptidase activity. Gene Ontology annotation, biological process: proteolysis.